Messenger RNA from Arachis ipaensis, 814 nucleotides. RefSeq names its product GPI-anchored protein LLG2-like. The record is from RefSeq and is a predicted model, not a curated record. NCBI's taxonomy places the organism in Eukaryota, Viridiplantae, Streptophyta, Magnoliopsida, Fabales, Fabaceae.
GAAUAUCCCCAAUUGGAAUCAAAGUUGGCUUGAAACAUACGAGGCCAACAAAUUGGACAAAAUAACUAAUUUUGAUUUGUCCUCAAACUGAUAUAACCGCCAUUGUCACCUAACUCCACAACACGCUUUCUGCAGAUUUAAAUUAUGUAUCAUUCUUCUUCCUCACAACACACAAUACAAAGAAUCAGAUAUAGAAAAUGGCUUCAUCAAAUGCCUUAUUCUCUUACAUUCUCUGCUUCUUCAUUCUCAUUGUCACAUUGGCAUCUACUUCUUCCGCUUCCAAUUCUGGGGUAUCAACUACAACUGUCCGUUCCCUCCUUCAGGCCAAGACAGCUUGCAAAGUUGACAUGGAGAAGCUGAACUACACAAUAAUCACAAGCCAGUGCAAGGGGCCACAUUAUCCACCAAAGAUUUGUUGCAAUGCUCUAAAGCAAUUGGCAUGCCCAAUCUCAAAGGAGAUCAAUGAUGAGGGAAGUGAUUGUGCUCAAGUCAUGUUUAGCUACAUUAACAUUCAUGGAAAAUACCCUCCUGGCCUCUUUGCUAAUCAAUGCAAAGAAGAAUCUGAAGGUCUUAACUGUGAAAAUGUAGUAUAUCCUCCUUCUCCUUCUACAUCUUUUAGCUCUCCCAAACUUUCUCAUCAUGCUUCUCACCCUAUCAUCUUGCUCUUCUCUGUUGCUGCUUUCUUAGGAGGCUUCUUGUUCCAUUGGUUCUAAACAUGUAUGUAUAUAUCAUCAAUUUGAAAUCAAAGUCUCUUGUACCAUAUUAGAGAGCAUGUUUGAGUGAAGAAUAAUAAGGUUCCAUCUCUCAUAUUUAA